Plasmodium vinckei vinckei is the source of this 4527-nucleotide messenger RNA. RefSeq names its product transcription factor with AP2 domain(s), putative. The transcript is spliced from 2 exons. The coding region runs from base 1 to 4527 and encodes 1508 amino acids. The record is from RefSeq and is a predicted model, not a curated record. Gene Ontology annotation, biological process: regulation of DNA-templated transcription. Gene Ontology annotation, molecular function: DNA-binding transcription factor activity. Lineage: Eukaryota; Apicomplexa; Aconoidasida; Haemosporida; Plasmodiidae.
AUGUUUUCAUUAAGGUCUAGCUCGAAUACCAAUAAAAAAAUAAUCCAAGCGGAUGAGAAGGAAAAGAGCGAAAAUGCAAAUUAUGAGAAAACCACAUAUACUGAGGAAUCUUUAAGUAAAAUUGAUAAUUAUGUAAAAUAUUCUGACCAACAGAAUAAUAACUAUCCAAUUAGUAGAACAACAACCCCACACCUUAUUAAUAUUGAGAGUAUAGAAACGGUUAAUGGCAGAUCAUUUAAUAAUAUUGCAAAGGCAGUUACACUUUCAAAUGAUGAUGACAAUUUUAAACAAAUAACUGAAAGUGAUGAAUGUAAUAAUGAAGAAUAUACAAAUAAAGACAUCACAAAAGCGUUAAAUAAAAAAUAUGAUAGCAUUGAUGAUAGUGCUAGUUUUGAAUCAGUAAAAAUAGAAGCCCAUGAAAAUAGGAACAACAAUGAAAAUAAAGAAAAUUUCAAUAACGAUGAUAAUGAUGAUAAAUAUUAUUUAAAUAUUAAAAAAAAUCUUGAGAAUGAUCAAUUAAAAGAAGGAACAGAAGAGGAUGACGAAAAUGGGUCUAUAUAUGACGCUGACGAAAAAAAUAUAUAUAUGAAAUCACAAAUUAAUAAGAAAUCACAUUUUAAUGAAAAUAUGAAUAAUAAUAAAAACAUUAACAAUCCAUUGGGAAGUGGAAAAAUCAUUAAUGAUAUGAUUAAUAACACUGGAAAUAAUAUUAACACUAGCGAAAAUAGUGACAAUAGUGAUAUUCAUAAUAACGAAAGUAUUAAUAAUAAUAGUAAUGAUAAUAUUUAUGAACACGACGAUAGAAUGGUUUAUUUAAAAAAAUUACGUUAUGAAGACAAUUCUAAAGACAAUUUUGAUGAAAAAUUUGGAUUUCAAGAAAAAGAAUCUGGAAAUAGUAUGGGUAAUGAUGAAAUAUACAACUUAAAUAAUGAUGACAAUGAAAAUAAUAUAAAAUUAAAGGAAUAUUUAUUAAAAGGAAUAAUGUCAAAAAAAACAAAUGCAGAAAACGGAUCAAUAAAUCACAAUAAAGCACUUGCAUUAAUGGAUAACAUAUUGAAUAUAAAAAAUAAUGACAAUAAUGAUAGUGGAUUAAAUUUUCCAUUAAGGAAAUCAUAUAAUGAUGAUAGAAAGGAUUUAAUAGAUAAAUAUACAUAUUCAAUGAUGGGAUAUAAUAAUAUACCAUAUAAUGAUAUCAAUAAUCGCAAUGGAAAUGUGAAUAAUAAAAUUCAUUGCAAUAGCAACCAUCGAGAUCAUAAUAAUUGCGAUCAUCAUCGAUGUUUCAUUAAUAAUAUUAGUAUGAAAGAAUCAAUAAAUAAAAAUGAAUACAUAAAAAAAGUUAAAGUAAUAUGCUUAAGCUACUUGAGAAUUUUAAAAAGAUUAGUUACAGCUUGGAGUGAAACUAAUAAAUCAUUUGAAUAUCAUUUUAUUAAUAUAUUAAACAAUGUUGAGCCUAAUAAUUUAGAAAUCUAUUUAUGUUGUUUUUCUAACAUUAAAAUAUGUUCUAUAAAAAGUAUAUUUAUGUAUUCUAUAAUAGAAUGUAUUGAAGAAUUGGAAAUAAUAAAGCAUUUUAAAAUGUUACAAAAUAAGGAAGAUGCAUCAUCAGAUAAGAAUAAUACCACUAAUAAUGCUAGUAGUACUACAAAUGCAGUACAUGAUAAGAGUGAAUUACAUAAACGAAUCAUGGAAGAAGUUGAAAAAAAUUUAACAAAAGAAAUUGUUGAUGAAAUGCAUGAAUUAGCAUUAAAGAACCCAUAUUUUAGUAAAUCCUACUAUUUGAAUAGUCAAAAUAAUGCAGAAGAAAAAGCAUCUACUAUUUUAUCUCUAUACAACAGUGGAUAUAAAACUAAUAUACAUGGUUAUAAUGAUAUUACUCAAGGAUUUGAUGAUUUUAAAAGAGGAAAAGACUUAUUACAUUGUAAUCAUAGUGGCGAUAAUAAUUAUGGUGGUGUUAGAAAUAGUUGUGGAUGUAAUCAUGACAAUUUGAAUAACUAUGGUUGUGGUGAAUCUUUACCAAUAAAUUAUGCUAGCAACAUUUUAUAUAAUUAUUUAAACAAUAAUAAUGGAAAUAAUAAAAAUGGAUUAUCUAAUAAUCAUCAUCAUCAUAACAGAAAUGGGCAUUCGAGCUUAAGCAAUUCAAAUAAUAAUUACAAUUCAUCCUAUAAUGUUUCAAAUUGUAAAACAAAAAAAAAUAAUUAUUCAAAUCAAAAUAUUUUAAACAAAUUAAAUGUUAGUAUCGAUUAUAAUUCUUAUAAUGAUUAUAAUAAUAACUAUAUACAAGAAGCUGAAAAAAUAGUUGAAAAAUAUAAAAAUUUUAACAAGAUGAAUUCAAAAGAUAGUGAUAAUAUGUAUAAUGCACCCAGUUAUUUAAAUGGUGCAGCUGAUCUAAAUAAUCAUGGUAAUAAUAAUGCAAAUGCCAUUAAACAUUUUAAAAUGCUUUUAUCUGAGUAUGCAAAUGCGUGCAAAAAUGAGAAGAUACACCCCAAAGGAAUGGAUAUAAACCCAGUUGACCUAAAUCUUUUAAAGUCUUUCUACUCCCGAUUAAACCCGUCUGGUAGUUUAGAGGAAAGGGAUCAUCAUCAUGAUAAAUCAAACGAAGACAUCGAUCUAAAAGAUAUAAAAGGAUAUUAUGAAAAUAAACAUAAAAUGGAACAUGAUAGAAACAUUGAUUUAAACAAAUAUACGGACGUUUCUCGAUUUGCUGAAGAUGGUAAUUAUAACGAAAGAGAUAAUUAUGGAAAAUUUGAUAAAGAUCAAGGUGAUACAAAUGGAAAUGAAAGUAAUUAUGGCUUUUUAUCAAACAUUAUUCAAAAUAUGUUAUUUAAAAAAAGAAAGCAAGAUGUUUUAUAUCCAUCAUCUAAGGGAAAUAAUGGAAACAAUGAUAAUAAUUCUUACAAUGAUUUGAACUACUUAUUACGUAAUAGCAAUGUUUUAAAGAAAUUUAAAUUAAAUAUGAUGGACAAUAAAAAAGAUAGUGGAUAUAACAAAAAUGGAAAUGGCGAUAAUAAUGGUAAUGACUAUUUAAGGAAAAAAGAUAUGAAUGAUAAUAAUAAUGGUGGUCAUGGUUAUAAUUCUCGAAAAAAUAGUUCAUACAAAAAUACUGCGAAAAGUUUUAAAGAUUUAUUAAAUUUAUCACAAGAAAGUUUAAAUAAAAAAGGAAAUAAUGAUCUAUCUGGAUUUAAAAAUGGUUUUGAAUAUAUAAACUCAAAUACUUUAUAUGAUUUUAUUAUGAGCACAAAUAAUUCGAAUAAUCUUCUUGAGAAUUCAUUACAACAUGGUAAUAUUAUAAAUAAUAUUAACAGUAAUAAUGGAAAUAACUCGAAUAAUUUAAAUGGUAUGGGAUAUGGAUAUAAUUAUAAUUCUAGAAAAAAUAACAGUUAUGAUUAUAAUACUGACUACAAUUCGAGAAUAAGUGGUGAUGGAUCUGAAUUAUCUUUAAGUAAUAACGAUAACAAUGAUCUUAUUAUGAGUAUAGGUGGUGGUAGAUCAGAAAAUAUUAAUGAAGGGGAACAUGUAAGUGGCUAUAAAACUAGAAGGUUAGAUAUGAAUAAAAAUGCAUCUUCGGGUAAUAAUUAUGGCAAUAAUAAUGGAAGUUAUAAUAAUAAAGGUGGAAAAAAUUUAAAACAAUCAUCAACUAUAGUUUCUUCUGUAAAUAGUGCAAAUUAUGCAAACGGAAAAUUAAAAUAUGAAAUGCCAGCAGGUGUAAAUCCAAACGAUGAUAAAGUUAAAGGAGUAUAUUUUUCAAAAUCUCCAAGAGGUGUAGGUAAAUGGAAUGCUUACUUUCAAAUAGCUAACAAUAAAAGAUUAUUUACAAGUUUUAGUGUAAGCAAAUAUGGUUAUAAUGAGGCAAGAAAAUUAUCUAUAUUAAAAAGAACUGAAUGGGAAAAUGAAUAUAAACAUCAAACUGAUUUAAAAAAUGCAGAUGCUAAAAAAGGGAAAAAAAAAAGUAAUAUAAUUUCAAAUAAUUUAUCAAAAAAUAAUGGAAAAAAUAUGGGUAGUAAAGGAGGAAAUAAUUCAAAUAGUGAUGACUCUAUUUGUUAUACUAAAGAUGGAAAAUUAAAAGAUGAUGGUUUAGUAUAUUCAAAUGAUGAUGAAGAUGAUGAAAAUACAGGUUUAAUGAAUAGCAAAUUAUCUAAUGCUAUAGGUAAAGGAUUAAUAGGUGAUAACGAAAAAAAAAUGAGUAAAUUAAGUCAUAUGGAUAUUAAUGGCAAAGGAAAUAACGGAGGUGAUAAUAUGUUAGAUAGAGAUAGUUAUUUAAGAGGAGAUAAUGAUAAUAUAAAUUUUUUUAUUGACAACGAUAAAAAUGAUGAUGCUUUUAAUACAAUUGAUUUAAUACGAUCAAGUUUAAGUGUAGAAAAUAAUGGAAAUAAUAAUAGUAAUCCAUCAAAAAAUUCGAUAAACUAUCCUUCUAACUCAUUAAUUAUGAAUUCUUAUAAUAACAAUAUUAUGGAUGGCAAGCAAUCAUUAAAUACUUCUAGGAUUUUAUCAAACUCAUUAGGAUUCUCAAAUAAGUAUGCUGGAAAUUUAUAA